GGAAGAUCUUUACAAUGGGCAAGGUCCACGGCUCACUCGCUCGCGCCGGUAAGGUCAAGAACCAGACCCCCAAGGUCGCCAAGCAGGACAAGAAGAAGGCCCCUCGCGGCCGUGCACUUAAGCGCUUAAAGUACACUAAGCGCUUCCUGGCUAAGACCCUGAAACCUGGCGAGAAGGUGCACAUGAAUAAGCAGCCGCCGGGUAAGGCUGGCUAAGGCAGAUAAAUCUUCCAGUAUUUUUUUGUUAUUUAUGUAUUGACACAUAUAUAAUAUACCCCCUUAUUUGAAA
Molecule: messenger RNA, 288 nt
Organism: Phytomonas sp. EM1
Lineage: Eukaryota; Euglenozoa; Kinetoplastea; Trypanosomatida; Trypanosomatidae
Source: the annotation of a GenBank genome assembly